Molecule: messenger RNA, 1312 nt
Organism: Rhagoletis zephyria (snowberry fruit fly)
Lineage: Eukaryota; Metazoa; Arthropoda; Insecta; Diptera; Tephritidae
Source: RefSeq, a predicted model, not a curated record
AUGACGCCCGAAUCGCUAGCCAUUAGCAAUGCAGUGAACGGCAUCAUCUUCAGCUUGCGCAAGAUUCGCGACAACCUCAUCUUUCAGCUGCAGUUCAAGUCGGCCGUCUUUCUCUCCGACAAGAUUCUCGCCCUUAAACCCUCCACGGAAGACUACGCCGUCCUCGCCAAGUGUCUCUAUCGUCUGAAGGAGUAUCAGCGAGCCGCUUACAUAAUCACCUGUCGCAAUUUGCACCACACUGACAUUUCCUGCUGUCUACUGGUCAUUAAGUGUUAUUACGACAAACCUGACGAGCUCGAAGUGUACAGCCCAUUUGAUCUCUACUCUAAUCACUCUGAAUUUCUCGUGGCAUUGGCUGAACGGCACUACUACAAUUGCAAGUACUCUGAAGCACUUGAAAUCACCACCAAUCUACUCAAACAAGAUCAGUACAACAACGAGGGUUUACUAGUUCACGCCUCGACCUUGAUGGAGUUUAAGAAUACAAAUGAUCUAUUUGAGCUGGCGCAAAAGCUAAUCGACCUCUACCCGGAACGGGAGAUCUCCUGGUACGUGCUCGGCUGCUACUACCACCUCAUUGAAAAGGUCGACCUGGCGCGGCGGUUUCUGCUGAAGUCCACCACACUGAACUGCUUCUUUGCACCGGCGUGGCUCCUCUACGGGCACUCCUUCUCGCAGGAGUCAGAGCACGACCAGGCCAUCUCGGCCUUCUUCAAGGCGGCGCACUUUAUGCCCGGCUGUCACCUGCCGCUGCUCUACAUCGGCGUGGAGUACAUUCUCACCGACAACUGCCGCCUGGGGGAGAAGUUCAUCAUGAAGGCGCUGACCAUUGCGCCCAAGGAUCCGCUCACACUGCACGAGCUAGGAAUUAUUGCCUUCAACACUAAUGAGGUCAUCAGGGCGGAGCGGCACUUCAAAGCGGCGCUGUCCAUUCUCAAGUACAAUCAAAAUCCAACGGCGUUGCCGAACCGCUACGACACACUGUUGAACAAUAUGGGCCACGUGAAGCGGAAGAUUAACCGGCCCCUUGAGGCGAUUGAGUUCCACAAGAAUGCGCUCAUCAUGUCGCCGCAGAGCGCCCCCUCCUACACCGCCAUUGGCUUCAUCUACUGUCAGCUGAGCAAGUGGAAGGAGGCAGUGGACUACCUCGACAUGGCCUAUGGCCUCAACAAGCUGCAGCGAAAUGAAGACCCGCACACGAAGACGCUGCUGGAGAAUCAUGCCUUGAAGAACUACCAGCGCAACUGUCGGGACUCGCUCGGUUUUGAACUCAACCAAUUUGACUGCUCCUACACUAAUGCCAAACGCCUAA